Messenger RNA from Pimephales promelas (fathead minnow), 2158 nucleotides. Its product is annotated as mixed lineage kinase domain-like protein. Gene Ontology annotation, biological process: cell surface receptor signaling pathway; necroptotic signaling pathway; protein phosphorylation. The record is from RefSeq and is a predicted model, not a curated record. Gene Ontology annotation, molecular function: protein kinase activity; ATP binding. Lineage: Eukaryota; Metazoa; Chordata; Actinopteri; Cypriniformes; Leuciscidae.
CAUACUCUACCCUUUGCCCGCCCUGUUUUAUGAAGGCCCAGCCCCUUGAACAUGUCUGGACUCGCCCCUGGCUGAGACUAGGUGUUUUCAAAUUCUGUCAGACUGAAUAGGGGUUUUGCCAGUUUUGACAAGAUAAAGUAACUUAAAACUGCAAUGGACAUCAUAGAACCAAUUCUGGCCAUUGCAGAAAAACUGUACGCCCUAUGUGGGGAGGUCCAGACCAACAAGAAGCGCUGCAAGCGUUUAGCCCACCGUGUGUCCACUCUGGCUAAGCUGGUGGAAUCUGUGAAGGUUCAUGGCUUUGGGACAGAGCCCGAACAGGUUAAAAAUGGACUUAAACAACUUAAACUCACUCUGGAGUCAGCAGAGAGGGUAGUAAGGAAAUACACUUCCCUUGGCUAUUUUAAACGCAUCACAAAAGCGUAUGAUCUCGGCGAGGAGUUCAACGGCCUAAAUGAAAGGCUGAACGAUGCGGCUCAGUUACUUUCUCUAGCGCUUCAAGUCGAGCACAGAGGGAGUAUAGAGAAAGUGUUUCAAGAAGCAACGAGGUACCGGGAAGAUGAAGACGAUAGGCAGAGUGACUUUCUGGAACUUCGGAAUUUGCUCCAGUCUUUAGCCCAGGAGGGCAAAGGAAUAAACACGACAGUUGAUGCUGUGCAAAAGACAGUUGACCAAACACAAAGAGAUGUCCAGGGUAUUAAAGACAUGCUGGAGUCAUUGAAAAAACCCCGCCUUCAUCUGCAGGACAUUAGAGAGAUUAAACCAGAAGAGCUGACCUACAGUUUCCCUAAUGAACCACUUCUGAAGUGCAACCAUUCUGAACUAUACAAAGGGAUGUACAACAAGUUCACUGUGGCUAUCAAGAGAUACUCAUGCCCACUGAACACCAACCCCUGCCCCAGUGAGUUGAGGAGUAUCUUUAACAAGGAGGUGGAGACCAUGAAGCGCUUUGAGUCACCCAAUAUCUUAAGAAUGUUUGGUAUCUGUGUUCAGGAUGAGAAUGGACCGAAUCCAAGUUACUUGAUAGUCAUGGAAUACUGUGAGAAGGGUAGUCUUCGACAAGUCCUGGACAGUAAUAGCAAUCUGCCCUGGGACAGAAAGACUCAAAUGUGUCUGGAUGCAGCUCAGGGGCUCUACAGAUUGCAUCAGUCAGAAGAAAAGUUUAAAGUGCAUGGUUCCAUCAGAAGCAGCUGUUUUCUAGUGGCUGCUGGCUACAGAGUGAAGUUGGGAGGCUUUGAGUUGGCAAGAACAGAAACUUCUCUUCAGAAGAAUAAAUCCAAAAAGAACAGUGCUUUCCAUUACAGUUCUCCACAACAGCUUCAGAAUAUCAAUCAUCCUUACGACAAGGCAUGCGAGAUAUACAGUUUUGGCAUUGUUUUGUGGGAAAUUACAACACGAGAUGUUCCUUUUAAAGACUGUUUUUCCCAGAGUCAGAUCUAUCAAAAAGUGUGUGUAGAGAAGGUCAUGGAGCCACUUCCUACAGAUUGUCCCGAACAGCUAAAAGAGCUCAUCAAUGCGUGCCGUUUAUUUGAGCCCUUUCAAAGACCAACGGCUGGAGGGUCUGGUACUGAAGAUGUACCUCCUCCUCCUCCUGCUGCUGACUCCGAGGACGACAGCAUACAAAGUCCACGAUAUUCUGGACUCCCGACGACGGGGGGGGGGGCUGGAAUACCUUGUGGACUGGGAAGGCUUCGGGGCCGAGGAAAGAUGCUGGGUUGUCACGGAUACAUCUGCUUCAGUGCCAGAUUCCUUCACUCCGCCCACCCGAUCGGCAUCCCCGCAAUUCUAAUCACCAUCACCUGUCACCACCACCUGCACUCAAUCCCCGUCUCAUUCACCAGCACCUUAAAAGACUCACCCGUUCACUUCUUCAUUGUUUGGUCUCGUCGGCACAUCCGACCUCAGACUCCCACUACGCUACUUACCUGAUACCUACCUGAUUCCAGUCCUUCAUCUGAUCCUUCAUCUUCAGUCCUGUUCCCGUUCCUCUGGAUUCCCUCUUCAGCCUGCCUACCGAUUCCAAUCAUCCUGCACAGAUAAGAGACUUUGAUUAAGACUGUUCUGAGAUACCUUCAAUUAUCCUCCAACCCGUUACUCACCUGCCAUUCCUCAUUGUGCAUCUUUUUCAAUAAACCAGUUCAACUUACCAGUCUGUGUC